This is a messenger RNA of Haliotis rufescens (red abalone), 3077 nucleotides long. RefSeq lists its product as uncharacterized. The transcript is spliced from 10 exons. The record is from RefSeq and is a predicted model, not a curated record. Gene Ontology annotation, molecular function: ubiquitin-protein transferase activity; zinc ion binding. NCBI's taxonomy places the organism in Eukaryota, Metazoa, Mollusca, Gastropoda, Lepetellida, Haliotidae. Bases 32 to 2989 code for a protein of 985 amino acids. Gene Ontology annotation, cellular component: nucleoplasm; chromatin. Gene Ontology annotation, biological process: positive regulation of DNA-templated transcription.
UGUCACAAGAGAAGGAAGUUACCUGUCCAGAAUGGACACCUUCCCCAAGUGUUCCGUCUGUCAGCAGCAGUUUACCCUGAAAGGUCCAGUCCCCUACUUACUGCCUUGUCUACACGCUGUGUGUGAGACGUGUGUGACAUCUGCAGCUGGCGGUGUGAUAUCAUGCUCUACAUGCCAGAGGGAGGUCAACCUCACAGAGACAAGUCUCCAGAAGGAUGCAGUGAGACAGAAGGAGAUAUUCCACCUGACAGUCAAACAUCGUCCAACAGAGCUUCUCUGUACAAAUGAAGAUGAUGGAAACCAGGCUGUGUGUUGGUGUGAGGAGUGUGAAGACUUCCUCUGUGAAUACUGCCAGAACAUGCACAGCAGCGUCAAACGUACCGGAAACCAUCCCGUGCACAAGUUUGGGGAUAUUAUUCCGCAAAAUCUCGAAAAUGAAACAAAUUGCAGUAUUCACAACCGUUAUCCACUAGAUUUGUUUGACAAAAGCUGCAACAUGUCUAUCUGUGGUCGAUGUAGCAGAGGAGAGCACGCGGAUCACGAGGUUGAGGAUCUGGAUGAGGCUGCUGAAGGUGUUAAACAGCGGAUUGAACAACACGGGAAAGAUCUGUCGGCGCUACUGUCUCGUCAGCAAACACACCUUCAGAGUAUCAGACAAGAUACAAAGUUAGCAGACAGUACACAGAACACAUUGAGAGAGACAAUAGGACAUACGUUCCAGUCUUUAAGAUCACAGCUUGACCAAAGGGAGAAGGAACUCUUGAUUGAUCUUGAAAGUCAGACCAGGGAACCCAAAGCAACUCUCCGUGCUCUUCAAACCUCAUGUGAAGAGGAUCAAGCAAAAUGCACCGGGGUUUUAGAUUACAUCAGAAAAAGUGUUGUCUAUGCUUCCAAAUCGUUUCUCUUGCAACUAGAGAGUUCUGUUGAGGGGAUAACUCGGACUUGCCUGGAGACUGCUGCACCUCAAACACACGAUGUACCCACAGCGGCCUUCAACACCAACGGUUUGUCCAAACUGAAAUCAGAUAUGUCUGGAUUUGGUACCAUCACUGCUUUGAAAGAAGAGAUUAUUGACACAGGUGAUGAUAAGCAAACACAGACUGAUGAUGACUAUUUGGCGGACCUGGAACAGAAACACGAAAUGGAGCUUGCAGAACUGAAAUCAAAUAUCGCUUCAGACAAGGAAAGAAUUGAAUUACUACAAGCCCUAAUGGACAAAUUGAAUGAUGAAGCAAACAGCAUGAACAUGACGCUAGCUGAGAAAGACGAAACCUGUAAGAUCGCCUCAGAGACCAUUGGCCGUCUACAUACAUCCUUGAUUGGAUUCCCUACUGACGGCUGUGUUCACCUGAUGAAGACAGGUGUAGCGGACAGAUGCAUGGUCCUGCAUUACUCUUAUGGCUGGUCAGCGACGAGGCAGUAUGUAGAGCUUGAGACAGACACCCAGUAUAACUACCAGUCAUUGCAGGAGGUGGAUGUGAAGAUAAGAUCACAAGCCACAUCCUUCAAUUUCAAAAUCCAGGCUUCAAAUGACGCCCACGUGGCUUUGCUCACCUAUGAUGGCGAAACGGGACAGAACAUGUACGAAAUCGUCCUCGGUGCAUAUGGCAAUACGCGAUCGAUAAUCAGAAACAGCAGACAGGGAACCAACAGGGUCGAAACAUUUCAUUCUCUUCUCAGUUCCACGGAAUUCCGCGACUUCUGGAUCAGUUGGGAAGGAGGUGUGAUAUCAGUGGGCACAGGGACGACUGUUGGCGCAGGACAGUUCAUGACCUGGACGGACCCAGCUCCCUAUGAGGUCAACUAUCUCGCCGUCACAACGGGGUUCGGGUCUUCUGGGUCCUGGCAGUUUGAUUCUGAUGGAGGCAUGUCCAGUGGGGUACCUAUAGCAGGUGUUGCAACAGACAAUGUCUACCAGUACCAGACUGUUACCACCCGUGGCGUCCGCUUGACACGAAAAGGUAACUGUAUUCCGGCCCUCGUGUUCUGGGUACGGGCCUCUAACGACGCCCACAUUGCCUUGGUCGCCAACGACGGCGACACUGACAAUAACAUAUAUGAGAUCGUCAUUGGAGGAUUUGGCAACACAAAGUCUGUCAUCCGAGAAAGUAAGCAGGGCACAAACGAGGCAUUUGCUCUUCACAAGCCUCUCUCUCCAGAUCAGCAUUUACCAUUCUGGAUAAGCUAUGAAGAUGGUCGAGUAGCAGUGGGAUAUGGCAUCACUGUCGGAAGACGGGAGUUCAUGUCGUGGACAGACGCAACACCCAACAAAAUCAGAUACGUCAGCAUCACCACGGGAUUUGGCUCUGAUGGACACUGGCUCUUCUGUAUACAUCUGAAGUAUGACAAAGACAGAGUCAAUCUCGACACAGUCCACAUCAACACAGAAGGAGACCUGGUCAACAGGGAGUCGGACACCAGACCUGCAGGGGAGGGGAGACUGAAGGAGUAUGAUGGCACAUGUAGCACUGCCCCCCUCCCCCGGGCUAGCUGUCCCCAGUACUGGGAGAUGAAGUCGAGGGUCAGUCUUGACGAACCACUCACAGAGGACUGGCUCAUCCUGGAGCUGGGUGUGUGUGGGGAGGAGCAGAGGGACGUGUGGCAUUGUAUCAGUGGACAACCCAGCUCCUGCAGCAUGCAGGUCGCCCACUGUCACUGUACUACACACGGCGGGAUAUGCAGGACGACAUGGAAGGAGGGGAAGUAUGUGCUGUGUCUGCCUGACACUCUCCCCAACACAGCAGGGGCAUCACACACACUACAUUACGGUGUUGUCUAUGAUGACGCCAGGAAGAAGAUUGUCUUCAUUGAUGUGAAGGAGAACAAAGUGAUGUCGACGUUAGACAAUGUAGACUCCAGUCAGCCACUGUGGCCGAUGUUCGGGGUGUAUAUGCCCUCAUUGGGUAAUGUCAGCAUGACACUUGUAGUGGGCAGCGACAUCAACAUGACAGAGGAGAAGAAAGCAAUGAUUGUCAAGGCGCUGUCGUGAUGGUGACAGUGAUUGUCAAGGCGCUGUCGUGAUGGUGACAAUGAUUGUCAAGGCGCUGUCGUGAUGGUGACAAUGAUUGUCAAGGAGC